Molecule: messenger RNA, 6312 nt
Organism: Pecten maximus
Lineage: Eukaryota; Metazoa; Mollusca; Bivalvia; Pectinida; Pectinidae
Product: mucin-3A-like
Exons: 6
Coding region: 1-6312 (2103 amino acids)
Source: RefSeq, a predicted model, not a curated record
AUGUUUCAGUCAGAUGGAACAAUAUCUACAACAGAAAGUAUGAAUCCUGGCAGCAUAUCGUCAUCGGAUAUUAUAUCAAUGGUGACACUACCAAUGUCUCUGAAUUCUGAUUCAGAGACCAUGUCGUCACCUUUCGUUCAUUCAUCACUUGCAUCAUCUAUUUCACUAAGUAUGAUGUCGGAAAAAAUUGCCUUGUCACAUAACCUGUCACCCAUGACAUCAUCUACAUCACAGAUUGAGAAUUCAGACAUUGUGUCAACAUCAUUAAUCCAGUCAACUUUGGCCCAAUCUACGUCGCUGAUAGAGCAUUCAGACAUUGAGUCAACAGUAUUGAUUCAGUCAACUGUGACACCAUCUACGUCGCUGUUGGAAAAUUCAGACAUGGAGUCAACAUCAUUAAUCCAGUCAACUUUGCCACCAUCUUCGUCACGGUUGGAGAAUUCAGAUAUUGUGUCAACACUAAUCAAGUCACCUUUGACACCAUCUACGUCGCUGAUGGAGAAUUCAGAAAUUGUGUCAACAGGAUCGAUCCAGUCAACUUUGACACCAGCUAUAUCACAGAUGGAGAAUUCAGACAUUGCAUCAUCAGCAUUGAUUCAGUCAACUGUGACACUAUCUACGUCGCUGAUGAAGAAUUCCGACAUUUUGUCAACAGCAUCUUUCCAUUCACCUUUGACACCAUCUACGUCGCAGAUGGAGAAUUCAGACAUUGUGUCAACAGCAUUAAUCAAGUCACAUUUGACACAACCUACGUCGCUGAUGGAGAAUUCAGAAAUUGUGUCAACAGCAUCUUUCCAAUCACCUUUGACACCAUCUACGUCGCAGAUGGAGAAUUCAGUCAUUGUGUCAACACCAUCAAUCCAGUCACCUUUGACACCAUCUACGUCGCAGAUGGAGAAUUCAGACACUGUGUCAACAGCAGUAAUUCAGUCAACUGUGACACCAUCUACGUCGCUGAUGAAGAAUUCAGACAUUUUGUCAACAACAUCUUUCCAGUCAACUUUGAUACUAUCUACGUCACUGAAGGAAAAUACGGACAUUGUGUCAACAGCAUCUAUCCAGUCAACUUUGAAAUCAUCUACGUGGCUGAGGGAGGCUUCAGACACUGUGUCAACAGCAUUAAUUCAGUCAGUUGUGACACCAUCUACGUCGCUGAUGAAGAAUUCUGACAUUUUGUCAGCAGCAGUUAUCCAGUCACCUUUGACACCAUCUAUAUCACAGAUGGAGAAUUCAGAAAGUGUUUCAAUGACAUUUAUCCAGUCACUUUUGACACCAUCUACGUCGCAGAGGGAGAAUUCAGACAUUGUGUCAACAGCAUUAAUUCAGUCAACUGUUAAACCAUCUACGGGGCUGAUGGAGAAUUCUGACAUUGUGUCAACAGCAUUAAUUCAGUUAACUGUUAAACCAUCUACGGGGCUGAUGGAGAAUUCUGACAUUGUGUCAACAGCAUUAAUUCAGCCAACUGUGACAGCAUCUACGUCGCUGAUGAAGAAUUCAGACAUUUUGUCAACAGCAUCAAUGAAGUCACCUUUGAUACUAUCUACGUCGCAGAUGGAAAAUUCUGACAUUUUGUCAACAGCAUUUAUCGAGUCACAUUUGACACCAUCUAUAUCACAGAUGGAGAAUUCAGAAAUUGUGUCAACGGCAUUGAUCCAGUCACCUUUGACACCAUCUACGUCGCAGAUGGAGAAUUCAGACAUUGUGUCAACGGCAUUAAUUCAGUCAACUGUUAAACCAUCUACGGGGCUGAUGGAGAAUUCUGACAUUGUGUCAACAGUAUAUAUCCAGUCACCUUUGACACCAUCUACGUCGCAGAUGGAGAAUUCAGUCAUUGUGUCAACACCAUCAAUCCAGUCACCUUUGACACCAUCUACGUCGCAGAUGGAGAAUUCAGACACUGUGUCAACAGCAGUAAUUCAGUCAACUGUGACACCAUCUACGUCGCUGAUGAAGAAUUCAGACAUUUUGUCAACAACAUCUUUCCAGUCAACUUUGAUACUAUCUACGUCACUGAAGGAAAAUACGGACAUUGUGUCAACAGCAUCUAUCCAGUCAACUUUGAAAUCAUCUACGUGGCUGAGGGAGGAUUCAGACACUGUGUCAACAGCAUUAAUUCAGUCAGUUGUGACACCAUCUACGUCGCUGAUGAAGAAUUCUGACAUUUUGUCAGCAGCAGUUAUCCAGUCACCUUUGACACCAUCUAUAUCACAGAUGGAGAAUUCAGAAAGUGUUUCAAUGGCAUUUAUCCAGUCACUUUUGACACCAUCUACGUCGCAGAGGGAGAAUUCAGACAUUGUGUCAACGCCAUUAAUUCAGUCAACUGUUAAACCAUCUACGGGGCUGAUGGAGAAUUCUGACAUUGUGUCAACAGCAUUAAUUCAGUUAACUGUUAAACCAUCUACGGGGCUGAUGGAGAAUUCUGACAUUGUGUCAACAGCAUUAAUUCAGCCAACUGUGACAGCAUCUACGUCGCUGAUGAAGAAUUCAGACAUUUUGUCAACAGCAUCAAUGAAGUCACCUUUGAUACUAUCUACGUCGCAGAUGGAAAAUUCUGACAUUUUGUCAACAGCAUUUAUCGAGUCACAUUUGACACCAUCUAUAUCACAGAUGGAGAAUUCAGAAAUUGUGUCAACGGCAUUGAUCCAGUCACCUUUGACACCAUCUACGUCGCAGAUGGAGAAUUCAGACAUUGUGUCAACGGCAUUAAUUCAGUCAACUGUUAAACCAUCUACGGGGCUGAUGGAGAAUUCUGACAUUGUGUCAACAGUAUAUAUCCAGUCACCUUUGACACCAUCUACGUCGCAGAUGGAGAAUUCAGUCAUUGUGUCAACACCAUCAAUCCAGUCACCUUUGACACCAUCUACGUCGCAGAUGGAGAAUUCAGACACUGUGUCAACAGCAGUAAUUCAGUCAACUGUGACACCAUCUACGUCGCUGAUGAAGAAUUCAGACAUUUUGUCAACAACAUCUUUCCAGUCAACUUUGAUACUAUCUACGUCACUGAAGGAAAAUACGGACAUUGUGUCAACAGCAUCUAUCCAGUCAACUUUGAAAUCAUCUACGUGGCUGAGGGAGGAUUCAGACACUGUGUCAACAGCAUUAAUUCAGUCAAUUGUGACACCAUCUACGUCGCUGAUGAAGAAUUCUGACAUUUUGUCAGCAGCAUUUAUCCAGUCACCUUUGACACCAUCUAUAUCACAGAUGGAGAAUUCAGAAAGUGUUUCAAUGGCAUUUAUCCAGUCACCUUUGACAUCAUCUACGUCGCAGAGGGAGAAUUCAGACAUUGUGUCAACGCCAUUAAUUCAGUCAACUGUUAAACCAUCUACGGGGCUGAUGGAGAAUUCUGACAUUGUGUCAACAGCAUUAAUUCAGUUAACUGUGACAGUAUCUACGUCGCUGAUGAAGAAUUCAGACAUUUUGUCAACAGCAUCAAUGAAGUCACCUUUGAUACUAUCUACGUCGCAGAUGGAAAAUUCUGACAUUUUGUCAACAGCAUUUAUCGAGUCACCUUUGACACCAUCUAUAUCACAGAUGGAGAAUUCAGAAAUUGUGUCAACGGCAUUGAUCCAGUCACUUUUGACACCAUCUACGUCGCAGAUGGAGAAUUCAGACAUUGUGUCAACGGCAUUAAUUCAGUCAACUGUUAAACCAUCUACGGGGCUGAUGGAGAAUUCUGACAUUGUGUCAACGGCAUUAAUUCAGUCAACUGUGACACCAUCUACGUCGCAGAUGAAGAAUUCAGUCAUUGUGUCAACAGCAUAUAUCCAGUCACCUUUGACACCAUCUACGUCGCAGAUGGAGAAUUCAGUCAUUGUGUCAACACCAUCAAUCCAGUCACCUUUGACACCAUCUACGUCGCAGAUGGAGAAUUCAGACAAUUUGUCAACAGCAUUAAUCAAGUCACCUUUGACAUCAUCUACGUCGCUGAUGGAGAAUUCAGACACUGUGUCAACAGCUUCAUCCCUGUCAAUUUUGACACCAUCUAUGUCACAGAUGGAGAAUUUAGAUAUCGUGUCAACAGCAUUAAUCUGGUCAUCGUUGAAGCCAUCUAUGCCACAGAUUGGGAAUUCAGACAUUUUGUCAACAGCAUUCAUCCCGCCAACUUUGAAACCAUCUAUGUCACAGAUGAAGAAUUCAGACAUUUUGUCUACCACUUUUAUCCAGUCACCUUUGACACCAUCUACGGAGCUAUUGGAAAAUUCAGACAUUGAGUCAACGGCAUUAAUCCACUUAGCGUCCAUGUCGUUCAACAGUGACUCGGAGAGCGUGUCAUCUGAAUUGAUUCAGUCGGAUGUGACACUCCAUACCUCACUGAUGACAGAGAACAUACAAUCAACUAUUACCCAGCCCGAAACUUUAAUAUCGAAGAUUGUCUUACCAUCUCAGCUAGAUUCUAAGACUACUCUCGCAUCAUCUGGAAAUAAUGAGAUAUCUCUCAUCCAAUCAUCUUUGACGACAACUGUGUUUGGGAAUAUGACACUAAAGAAUAAGUCAACGACGCUUUCAUGGUCAAUGGUGUCAGAAAGUGUACCAUCAUCCGUGAAACAGCCAGUAAUAAGACUUUCAACAUCGAGUAAUAUGGUGUCAGAGACAACAUUUGCAACACCCACUCAUUCGAUUGUGCCAUUAUCUGCAUCCCAAAGCCUGAUAUCUACUGAUGAGGUGUUCGAUUCUGAGGUACUCUCGGUUCUAACAACAUCAGUUAAGAUGUUUUCAGAGAAGACUUUUCCCGAACAAUCAACACUACUACUUCCAGAAUCAACUAUAAUGUCACUUGCGCCGUUAGGAAGUUUAACACCACUAUCUAGUAUAUCCGCAUUUAGCAGGCGUCAGUUAAAUACUACGACUACUAUGUCCACCAGUCAACUACGGCCGCGUCUACAGACAUCAGAGUCGACGACACAACUACGGCCGCCUCUAAAGACAUCAGAGUCGACGACACAAACACAACUACGGCCGCCUCUUCAGACAUCAGAGUUGACGACACAACUACGGCCGCCUCUACAGACAUCAGAGUCGACGACACAAACACAACUACGGCCGCCUCUACAGACAUCAGAGUCGACGACACAACUACGGCCGCCUCUACAGACAUCAGAGUCGACGACACAAACACAACUACGGCCGCCUCUACAGACAUCAGAGUCGACAACACAACUACGACCGCCUCUACAGACAUCAGAGUCGACGACACAAACACAAGUCGUUCGGUCAGAUUUGGUCGUGAAGACGUCAAUACCACAUUCAACGGCUCCACCUAGUAUUGUUCCGUCAGCAGCGUUGACGACUGCCUCUGAAACUCUGUCAACAACAGCACUUAGUGUUGACAACCCUACAACAACUCCGCUUCAAAAGGAUGAGGACAUUAUGCUGCAAAUACGUAUCCAGGUCAAACAGACGAUUGACGUCACAACUGAUGCAUUCAAGGACGACGUAGCACAAGGUCUGGCGGAGGCCUAUGCUGAGGCAUCGUCUACAAGACGUAAACGACACAUCCAGUAUGCAGCCAGAAAUAAACGGCAAGAGAAUUUUCAAGUUCAGAUUACAAAUGUAACACGGGACGACGUUGAUGACGGAGUUGAUGUAACAUUUCUUAUCUCUGACGAUGGAAUACCAGUACCAGCACAAACUGCCAUGGACACCUACGACCGGCUGAGUGACGUGGAGACGAGUGCUAUCGUUGGAUAUCCGGUGUUGGAGCCAGUAUCCCUAGCGAUACAGGAACCUGAGACAGAUCAGCCGGAUGAAGAUGGAUUGCUAGGCCCUCUUACAAUAAUCCUCAUUGCUGUACCCUCAGCUAUCGUGAUUGUGCUAACGUUAGCCUAUUUUCUUAUGCACUGGAAUGAUCAACCACGAACCGGCACUUUGGCCUCAGUAAAGUCUGACCACAGCGGUUCCAGUCAGAAAUGCGAGUCUCUUGCGGACCACGACCUUGUAGUCGACAUGGAGAAAGGCGAUAUCGUCAGUCGUUCAUCGGUCGGCAGUAGUAGAUCGACCGCGAGAAGGACGUCGGACUGGCUAAGGACAAUUUGGGAUGAAGAGGACCCCGAUCUCACUUGUGUCAAACAGACAGUGAAUGACGAUGACUGGGAUACAAUAAGCAUCACACUCAAGUCAAGAUCUUGGUCUCUCAAGAGCUACCCUUUCAUUGACCAUGAUUCAAUGGCCUCACCCACUAUCAGUAAUGGAGGAAUGCAUAUAGUUACACUUCCUGACACGAAUCUUGAUGAGGUGUCCCAAACAGAGAAACCAGAUCAACAGCGAUUUGAUAUCAUUGGAAAGACAAGGUCAAUCAAGGGAGAAGGCUUCUAG